UGAGCCAAAAUGGGGAGCACCAGCACCGCCGCCGCCGCCGCCGCCGUGCACGACUGAGUGUGUUUGUUUUUUAUUUUGAAGAGUUUAUUACACACACGCUGACCAUCACACAGCUUUCCCAUCUCUCCAUGCGGAAACCCGGCGCAUUAAUCCGUAUGAACAUGUGAACGCGUUGCGCUUAAUGUGUGAAUGUUCCACAAAACUCCGUCGGGAAACAGCGUGAGUCCUGAGCCCGUCGCGGGAGGAUGGACGGACGCUACAUGGGUUCGGGCUUCACGGAGCGGCGUGCCACAUCAGGCGACACCGCGGAUUGGGCCUACAGCAACCCGGCCAGCUCCAGUUAUGGUGCGACUCACAUAGAGACGGAGCUUCCACAACGGCAAUCCUACGCCUCAAGUCAUACUCUCACUACCUACACCACCUCUCAACACCCCACAGGUGUGUCUGGUGUCUUUGAUACCGGUCUGCACACUACAGGAGGCAGCACUGCUGAAUCGCCAGUCAUGAAUUUCAUCACUUCCAUUGAAUCCCGAGGCCUUCAGGCUGGACCUGGAGCCACAUCUUUACUUCCCCAGUUCAGGACUUCACCAUGGCAGACUGGCACAAAUUCUUCAACAGAGCUUUUUCUUACUGGAGCUCUCCCUUCUUCUGGAACAUUUCCUACCCUAUCAGCUCUUUCUUCCUACCAGCACCCCGGCACCUUUCCCACUCGGAGUUUUGCUACCACAUCAGCAUUAACUGUACAGCACACUACAUUUAGCCCUUCAAAUGGCCUGCUUUCACCUAAUGAUCCUCUACUUCAGAUCAAAUCUUCUCAAACCACUGUGCCAACAGCUUUUGCCUUUGAUCGCCUGGGUGGUGCUGCCUUGGGUUCAAGCCUUCCAAUCCAGUCAUCCACAUAUCGUUCAGCCCAGGAGUCUGCACCACAUCUCCUCCAGCCACAAUUCAGCCUUCUACCCUCUCCUUUGAGUAACUCUCAGCAGAUUCUGCCACCUUAUGGAGCCCCGAUUUUUUCCAGUUCCAUCGAACGAGCACUUCAGCGUGAAUGUAGUGUCAUCAAGCACCAUCAGCGGCCUUCCAGCACCCAGCCAGUCCAGCAGCAGCUGUCUGUCAGUGCACAACACUCUUUGCAAGAUUACCUACCUGAAGAUACUGAUGUCUCCUUCCAGGAUCCUUCUCGUCAUACACCAGUUCCAAACAGCCCUAACGGAAUUCCCAAUCAGGCCAUUAAUAGCACCUCUCAGCAGAAGACUCCCACAGUGCAGCUGCGACAAACACAUUCCUCGUCUUUACCCUCCUCAGGGUUUUCCUCCACAUGUGGAACGAAAGCCAAGGAUGAGUCAAACGAAACAGCAGAGGAUCUUGGAGAGGGCUCAGAGUUGCAUGAUCAGGCAGCCUCAUCACCCAUGCAACAGCAUAGGUAUGCUUCCACAAGCCAGAAACAGAGUUCUGUGAUUGCUAGCCAGUCACAGCCGGCACAGCUUUCCAGUUUGAUGUCCGUUAGCCCUUCACAGACAUACAUUACAUCUCAAAGUCUCAUGGGCAAUCUCAGUGAACCACAAGCCUUCUCUCCCAAUCAGUCAGAGAAACUACCUUCUAUAUACAAAACGUUGCCAUUGUUGGCUGCUCAAUCAGAAACUGAGACAUCUGUAAGCCACUCUCAUAUGUACGCUUCUGGCCAAAAGCACAUAAUGGCUUCAGCGUCAAACAGAGAGGAGUAUGAUGAGCAGGCGCAAAGACUUUGUAUGGGCAAUGCCUCUCACAGUUAUUCUUCCAGUCACUCUCAGAGUUUGUCCACUGUCAGUUAUUAUGCCCAGGUACCAGAAUCUGUUAGUCCCUCUCAGAGCUAUGCAUCAGGUCAGUCUCUCACACCAAGUCCUCCUUUCUCUUCCUCCUAUGGCCACAGCUUACCAUCCAGUAAUUCCACCCAAGAUUACAACCUAAUGCAGCCUUCUCCAAGCAAGACAGAUGGUAUGCUGCUGCAGCAGACUCAGAAAUACUUGCUUCCUGAGCAGUCUUCAUCCUCCACUGCCACUUAUACACAAGCCAUCCAGAACAACCAGUCCUCAGUAGAUCAAAACCCAGCCUAUGGCAAAAAGAAAGAAGAUGAGAGCCUGUUCCUUACCUCCAAAGAAAACUGUGGAGAGCUUCCUAUUCAUAAUAUGCAGGCAUUACAACAGGCUUCAAUCAGUAGUUCUACCCAGACUGUCGCAAACAGUGUCGUUGGGGUACAGAGCAAUGUGGUAUAUGUUGUUUCAAAAUUGGAAGACAGACAUGCACAUAGCGUGAUCCGAAGCAACUCUCGAUCCGACGAUCAGUUAAUAGGCCUUGCACCAAUGUCCUCCACGAAGGAUGAGAGAAUGAGUACUUUAAUUGGGCAGUUGGUAAGCCCUGCCCAUUCUCAUGUAAGCUCUGGCACAAAAAACAGCUCUACAUUGAUGCAGUCCUCCCAUAUAGCCUUGAGCACUGACCAGCUGAAAGAACACCCUGUGCUUCUCAAAGUUCCUACUGUUCAGCAAGAGGACCAGCAAACUCAGAGUAACCACGGCGAUCAGAGGCAGUUGCCACAGGAACAGCCACAGUUUGUUCAGCUACCUAGUGCCCAAGUCUUACUGGAGCCUUCACAGAUGAUCCUUCUUCAAAAACCUUUGCUCCACACAGGGUCAAAUCAGUCUAAGCCAGUCCAAAUGCAACCAGUUUCAGUUCAGUUCCUGCAGAUGAAUAAUGAAAUCCUGAACUCUACAGUCAGUACGAUUGAGAUUCCACAGAUAAGCCACCAAGCUGUGGAGUCCAUGAAGCAACACCUGGUACAAAAGGACAGUUUUAACAAUGCGACACAUCAGCAUGAUUCUAAGCAGCACUUUACCUUAAGUUCCAUCUGCUUCCCUGAUUCCAUGCUAAUGGCAGAUGAGAGGAACAUUCUGUCCAAUGUGGAUGACAUCCUAGCUGCCACAGCAGCUGCCUGUGGAGUCACGCCACAGGACUUUAAAACCUCGUCUUCUGAAGCGGACUUGGCGUCGAUAUCCAGCCCUUCAGACUCUAAGUGCCACUAUGAGGUAGUUAAUAAUAACAAGCAUGAAGCUAAUAGUUUCUCUUCACAGCAUUUGAUCUCAAGCACACAGACCCUUUCUUUGUCUGUAAAUGGUGGACAGAUAACAACAGACAUGCACAAAGAAGUCGAAGGGCACCAAGCAUUUACACCGACAAACUCUCACACACAGCGAAACAACUCGAAGCAUGAAAUAUCCGAGAAGGUGACGAAUAAUCACAAGAAAAACGAGGUAUUACCCAAGGGACUUACUAGCAAUGAUUCAUCUCUGAAUUCUGAUGGAGGUACUAUAAACACGUUUGACAACAACCACACAGACUUUCACCUAACCUCCCAGGAAUAUAACACUACUAGCUUUGAAAAAACAGACGCCAUAUCAAAAAAUAAGAUUCAGCCGAAAGUAGUGAAGAGUGUUAAGGUGGAGGAAAAGUUUGCGGAAUGCUCCUCCGAUGGUCUUGCUAAGAAGCGCGCCAGGUCAAAAGCUUUUUCCAAGCAAGCUAGCGAAGAUGAAAAUGGUCAGCCUAAAUCUCAAAAAAGAUGUGGUCAAGUCAAGCGACAGAACUCCAAAGGAAGUGAGACAAGUUCAUCCUCUACCUCUGAGGGCUGUAUUGAUAGCUACCAGCAACAGGAAAGAAUCCGGCAAAAAAUAAGAGAGGUCGAAGAAAAACAGCCCGAAGUUAAAACUGGGUUCAUUGGAUCUUUCCUGGACUUUCUUAAAUCUGGACCUAAGCAACAGUUCUCCUCUCCACCCAUACGGUCACCCAACCGCGCAAGAAAGUCUUCAGUUCCCAAAAGACCUUUGAAUCAAUUGUCACUGCCCCCUAAACCCAUACCCUCAUCAACGCCAAUGGUUUCACCAGACAUCAAUACUGUUAGCUCUUCUAAGAGACUGGAUGAGGACCUUCAGAAGAACUUGGAGACACUUCCAUCUUUCUCCUCAGACGAGGAUGAAUCAGUUGGUAAAAACCAAGAUCUUCAAAAAAGCAUUAGUUCUGCACUCUCCUCUCUGGACGAACCCUCAGACAAGCAACAGUCAGUCAGCAAAGGUUCCGGUGACAGCACAAGUCAAGAGCCGUCUGCAAAUACAAAGCUAGUAAGCACACAGUCUGCGGAUACAAAGCUAAAGGAGCAGCAAAACCCUUUGUUUAAUGAAGUGCCAGUGGAGGAGCUGGUGAAGAACAUGCCUCCUGGCAAACUCGCGGUUUGCCUAACCACAGUAGCUAUUGAAGGCCUCACGGAUGAGGAACUGUCAGACAGUGGCGAGGAGGGCAUGUACCGAGAACGUGACGAGUUUGUGGUGAAAAAUGAGGACAUAGAAAGCCUGCAGGUCACCCUGAAGGCAGGAAUAGAACCUCCAGCCAUUUGGAAGGUGCAAAAGGCCUUGCUGCAGAAAUUCAUACCCGAGCUGAGAGAUGGAAAACGAGUGUUUUCUGCUACCAACAGUUAUCUGGGUUACUUUGGAGAUGCUAAGACCAUGUACCGGAGAGUAUAUGUGAAGUUUCUGGACACUGUGAACAAGCGGGAGUACGUGCGAGUCUGCAACAGAAAACCAAGGUGCAAGCCCAUGCAUUCCAUUAGAGGCUCCCAGAAGGCUCUGCUGGCCCAGAGAGCUGCAGCACCAGCCGCUUCUGACUCCUCUGUUCUGAAAUCCAGCACAAAGCAAAGCCUGUCCAAACCCAGACCAAAGCAGCCAAAAGCCAAGGCUGAACCUCCCCCAAAAAAGAGAAAGAAAUGGAAGGAGGAGUUCACAGACUCAACACAGUUGGCUUCUCCAGAAGCUGUUGGUGACGAUGAUGAGUUUAUACCUCCGGUCCCGUUCGCCUCACGCUUCCUCAACACCAGGACAAUGAAGGAGACCUUCAAGAGUUUCGUGGAGCUGCUGAUCAGCGUCGCUCUGGACGCAGACGUCAUGAUCACACUGGAGAGAGAGAAUGAUGAACUUCUGCUGCCUCAUAUGAAGAGAGUGGACGGCAUGAUCACAGACAACCGGAGGAGGCUGCUGCCCAAACUGCGAGUGGGUCAGGUGUUUAAAAACGCUUUAGACAGCUUUCCCGAGUUGUCAGUGGUGACAGAGCUGAAAACAGACGGAGAGACUCCUACUUUUAAAGUCAGACUGAGUGGGAAAGCGUACAACAGGAAGACUAUGAAACCUGCUAAAUCCCCUAUUAAACUUCCCUUGGAGUACGCAGUGGAGCAGCAGAAAGCGCAUUGGUUUUCUCUCUAUCAUUCCCUUCAGCACUACAAGUACCACACAUAUCUGAUGUGUAUGGACGAGAUUGCACUGUUGCGCUCACGUGGCAUGGAUCUGGGACAGGAGGAGACGGUGCAGACCUGCAUGGGGAACCGAGCGUGGGUGGAGGGCCUGUUUGACCGCUUCGGAGAGCUUCUCACACAGGUGCAGCAGGCCUGCUUUUAACCAGACGGUACAGCAGUAGAACAAGUGGAUGGGCCCUUUCUAAAGCACUAGAUGGAGAUGGUGAAACCCCAGAAGAUGGAGCAGCACCAGACACCUGAGAAUCAUGUGAGAAGACGAGGAGAGGUAAUAAAAGCUGGAGAACCAUCCGAAGGUGGAAAACUUUAAACUAUGAGAAGAUGUAGAAAAUGGUGAACCUCAGAAUCAUGAAAGGAUGGAAAAACCCAGAGAGGAUAAAGAACCAUGAGUGUAAAUGUUAGAAGAUGGAGAAUCAAGGUGCUGGAGCAUUAGACUGAGAAGCAUUAAACAAGGACGGUUCACACCAUCAGAAAAUGAAAAAACAUCAAGGAGACUGUAUUAUGAUCAGGAGCCAGAAGGAAAAAUUGGGAAUAGUGAAGAGGUUAUGAAACGGAUGAGAAGAUUUUAUACAAAGAACAACCGCCGAACCUGGGUAUCUAUUCCUGGAACCACAGACACAACAGAUUUUAGUCAUUUUUUUAAAAAAAAAGUCACAUUUUAAGCUAUUUUUUAUUAUCGUCUAUUCGGCCAAGCUGGACAGAGGUGACGCAACAUCCGGCGGAUUUUCUCUCUCCGUCACGAAUGUCACGAAUGUGUGGAACCGGGCCGGUUUACUCUGAGAUUUUGCAACACUAAUUUUUUUAAUAGGAACAACAUUCGAAAUUGGAGAAGGAGGGGUCCUAAUGAUUGUAUAAAUAUAUAAAUACAUAGAUCUAUAUGUAAAAACUUUCUAUAUGAUAGUGUACAUUUUGUAAAGAGAGCUCUUUGGAUGGAUUUGACGCCUUUUUAAGCUCCUUUUAUAUGACAGAGGUUAUAAAGAUGGAGUCGGUGCAAUUCUAAUACUUCGUUUUGGGAUGAUGUUGUAAUACACAGCAUUGGAACUAUUUUCUUGCAGGAAACUAUAUUUGAUAGUCUCUCCGAAAACCCUUUAUCUUAAACUUUUUGCUUUCUUUCCCCCCCCCCCCCCCACACACAAAGGAAAUCGUACUUUUUCCUGAUCAUCUUUGCGGUACACUCUGUUUUAUAAAAGAGCUGCCCGGUGUGUUUAUAAGGCAAAUUUCUAUCCUCGACCUAAGUGCGUGACUUAAGAUCACUUCUUUACUGUAGAAUAUUAAAUUUGCCGCAGUUUUGCACAGAUUACGACGCUUUCGCUUUUCAACUGUAGCUGUGAUACAACCUGCGAGUAUUUUUUGAUAUGCGAAAAAAAAAUAAAUUUCCUA
Messenger RNA from Hemibagrus wyckioides, 6700 nucleotides. RefSeq names its product glutamine and serine rich 1 (gene qser1). NCBI's taxonomy places the organism in Eukaryota, Metazoa, Chordata, Actinopteri, Siluriformes, Bagridae. The coding region runs from base 246 to 5465 and encodes 1739 amino acids. The transcript has 13 exons. The record is from RefSeq and is a predicted model, not a curated record.